Hymenoscyphus albidus is the source of this 942-nucleotide messenger RNA. The record is from the annotation of a GenBank genome assembly. Lineage: Eukaryota; Fungi; Ascomycota; Leotiomycetes; Helotiales; Helotiaceae.
AUGCGGCUCCUCUGUUCUCUCUCGUGUCUUUUUACUUUGUCUGCAGCCUUUCCAUUAUCUCCUCGCCUUGUCCAUGUGCCUGAGUUACGUUCAAGGGCUACAUAUUCUGUUGUCCCCGUUGAUGGAGGAGCAGAGGCAACUCCUGGGACUGGCGGGGAUGGUACACCUCAAGUGGUCACAACGAUCAUACAAACACAAACAAGCCCUCCAAAGACAGUUGUCCAAACCGACAAAGCUACUCUGCCUCCUGUCGUUUUGACAGAAACUGUCUCGGGCCCUGACCAUACCCAAACAAUUACGCCUUCUCCAACUACCGUCACAAUAACAGGAUACUCAGUCAUCAAUGUCAGUUCCCCUCCAAUUACUAUCGAAGUUCCAGCACCUGCGCCUUCAAGUACCGAGUCAACAUCUUCUUCAUUGACCUCGACUACCUCGAGUGAGCCGAGCUCUGCAAUAUCAACCUCUACAAGCUCUCUUGUCCAAACUACUUCUGCCAAGAGCUCUUCUGUGCAGUCAAUAACUCCCACCUCUCUUCCGCCUCCGCCUUCGUCUUCGGCAAAAGAAAGCACUACGAGCUCAUCAAGUUCCUCAACCCCAUUGGCAACUCCAUCUGUAUCUAAAUCCUCAACGGAAUCUACGCCAACCACAUCAUCUACACCUCAAACUAUUAGCAGCAGCAGCACCUCAUCACCAGUCACUACGAAGGCUACACCCGAUAACGGCCAAUGGCACACAAUCUAUUCUGGAUGGUCAAAUUCUACCCGAAUUGCCAUUCCAGAUAGCGCUCAGACAAUUUCGAUUGCAACUCAAUCGCCAACAAGCUCCGAGCCCGUUUCAACCCCUGUUGUCGGCUCUGAGGAUCUGGAAGGAGGGGUCAAAUUGAACAAGCGAAUCGAAUACAUAUCGAAAGGUCAACUAUUAGCUCACCAAGCAGAACAGUAA